Lichtheimia ornata is the source of this 1353-nucleotide messenger RNA. RefSeq lists its product as uncharacterized. Lineage: Eukaryota; Fungi; Mucoromycota; Mucoromycetes; Mucorales; Lichtheimiaceae. The record is from RefSeq and is a predicted model, not a curated record. The coding region runs from base 1 to 1353 and encodes 450 amino acids. The transcript is spliced from 6 exons.
AUGGCACCAGCCGACGUUGACUACCUUCUUAGCCUUGGAUCUGUGCGUGAACGAUGCUUUCGAGUUCAAGAAGCAGCAGCUCGUAACAAGCUUGAACACUUUGAUAUUGAUCCAUCCAAACUUGAUGACAUGGUCCAAAUUGUGCUUUCACUUAUCAAGCGGGAUUUUGCUGAUACAAGUGAAAUCCCUGUACACGGUCGUUGGCGACACUUUGACGUGGGAGGUCGACCUAGGAUACGUAACCUCAUCAACUCUUGGGCCAGCCUUGGUGAAGAUGCCAAUGAACAAACUCGUCGUUUGAUUGAUUUGUUUGUGAUUGCCGUCUUACUCGACUUGGAUAUGGAUAACAAUUGGUCCUACCGAGAGCAAUUGACAGGUCGUGUGCACAAGCGUAAUGAAGGCGUCGCUGUUGCUUGUCUUGAAAUGUUUACGGGUGGCGUAUUUUCCAGUGAUCCCAGCAAACCUCAUCGAGUUGACUCUGAGGCAUUGUUGUCAUUGUCAUUGGAGACGUUGAUUACAGGAUUGCAAGCAAGCGAUCAAUCACCUAUAUCCGGAUUGCAAGAUAGAGUGGACCUCUUGCAUCACCUUGGCAACUUCAUACAAACCCGUCAAGAUUACUUUGGUGGCACAGUGCCACGACCUGGCAACCUGAUGGAUUAUUUAUUGACACAUCCAACCACCAUCAACACGAAAAAGGGCCCAUUGAUGCAUCUUGAGACACUCUGGCCGAUCGUAUUGGAGAUGGGUGAAUUAUGGGCAGCAUCAUUAGAUCGCUCAGGCAAGGGCGGGACCCCUGACUUGGGUGAUGUAUGGCCUUGUGAAGCUAUUCGUGGUAGCAACAACAACAACAACAACAACACCUCAUCAGACCAUUACGUUUCUUUCCAUCGUCUUUCGCAGUGGCUGGUCUACUCAUUGUUGGAGCCUAUGGAAAAGCUGCUAGGUGCUACUAUUGAAGGUACCGAGCAGCUGACGGUGUUGCCGGAAUAUCGCAAUGGUGGUCUUUUGAUGGAUACUGGUUUUAUUACUUUGAAGAAGCCUGAUCUCGAACGUGGCCUUGAGAAUUUUCAACAAAAUGCAGCAUUAGCAGGCCAACCCAAGAUGGAAGUCGUGCCUAUGUUUGAAAUGAGCGAUCCUGUCGUUGUUGAAUGGCGUGCUCUUACCGUGGCAUACCUUGAUAUUGUGGCCGAGCGUGUACGUGAAGCCCUCAAAGUCAGCAGGAAGGCACUUAGCCUCUCGCAAUUGAUUGAGGGUGGUACUUGGAGUGCUGGAAGAGAGCUCGCUGAAAUCUCUCGUCCCAACACGCAAGCACCUCCCAUUAUGGUCAAGGCCGACAAGUACAUCAUCUAUUAG